Molecule: messenger RNA, 537 nt
Organism: Darwinula stevensoni
Lineage: Eukaryota; Metazoa; Arthropoda; Ostracoda; Podocopida; Darwinulidae
Source: the annotation of a GenBank genome assembly
AGACGAGGGCUAUUUCCAUCCGGAGCCCGCAAUGACUUGCAGACCCUGCUGACUCUGGUGUGCGAGAUCUCCGCUUUCUCCCUCACCCCAACCCCUUUCCAUUGCGAAGGGACUUGGUACCCUUGGGAUCUCUUCGUGGAGAACCUCACUUCCUUCAUCGUGACAGAACAGCUUCAGCCCGUCUUUCCUCUCGUCAUGGCUGCCCUUCACAAAUAUGGGAAGUUUCCAGAAUCAAAAGACAUUCUACCCAAGACUGCCAAAACAUUUCUGGCCUCAGCUGUGAGGCUCUGGCAGGACGAGGGGAACCCCGAGGCCCUGGCCAGCUUCAUCCGCCAUGGAUUCCUCCACAAGAGGGAGGAGAAGUGGAUCUCCUUGCACCUCCUUGCGCUCGGCCUGCUGUGUCCCGCGCAGCCGCAGAGCCUCGACGGGCAGACGUGGAGAAGCGUGAAUAAGUUCAAGGGAUUCGCCCAGGAUGGGUCUUCCUCGCAGCCGGUCACCCUUUCGGAGUUCCUCCCUCCUUUGCCUCCUUUGAAGGAC